AUUUAUCGAUCCUAUUUGAAUACUUGUUAAAACUCAACCACGUCACCUCUCCUCGUACUGCCAGCAGGCACAACAGGUCGCCCCCUCCCCUCGCCAUUCUGUAGCCUGACAGCACCGGGGUGAAUCGGGCCGUGCUCCGUGAAACGUGCCCACGGCGGGACUGUGGGAAAGUGCAGGGGAGAGGGCAUCCAAACAUUGUCAUGUUAAUGUCGGUGGGUGGAGAGGUGUCAGGGUCCCUGGGCUACGGUGCGUAAAAGGCAUUUGAGGCCAGAGAACAGUGCUUAGUCAUUUCCACGCAAGGCCCCGAGUUUAGCGUCUUUUCUCCGUCCGUUCAUGGAUCACAUCCUUGGCUGUUGAUAGCCCGCUAAAGCAGUUUUGUGCAGCAGAGUUUCCUUGAUUAGAGGGCGGAACGGGGCCCUGGAGAGAGAUCAAAACGAGAUCCCCAAGUCUUGUGGUGUGAAGCGCGAGCUCAGUCGGUGCAGAAAUGACCGCCUCAACCAUGCAGGGAAACGACAAGAACUCAAGCGCCAAAGAGGAGCGAAAACUCAGGAAGCCGCUCAUAGAGAAAAAGAGGCGGGAGCGGAUCAACUGCAGUUUGGAGCAACUGAAGGGGAUUAUGGUUGAUGCUUACAACCUGGAUCAAUCGAAGCUGGAGAAGGCAGAUGUGUUGGAGAUUACAGUGCAGCACAUGGAAGGCCUACAGAAGGGAAACAGAACAGGCAGCCCAGCAGGCCCCGGCGAGGGCUCCGGGUUCGAGGCCCGUCAGCGCUACAGCACGGGCUACAUCCAGUGCAUGCACGAGGUCCACAACCUGCUGCUCAGCUACCCCGGCCUGGACAAGAGCCAGGGAGCCCGCCUGCUCAACCACCUGCUGGGAUCCCUGCCCCACGUUGACGCCGGUGGAGCCGGGAGGACCGGGAGCCUCGGUAGCGUGGCGGUUAGCGACGGCGGCGCUGUUUCUUCCGGGAGCCCUCUUUCCGGUUCUGGUUCUGGUCCAGGUACCCCUCCCUGCUCCCCCCUCUCGCUCCCUGCCGGAGCCCCCUUCAGGCCCCGUCGUCGUCUCCUCCUCCUGCCCCCUCCCUCGUCCCCCUCGCCCCCCCGGCCUCCCCCCCACGCCCCCCAGGAGUCGGUGAUGGAAGAAGAGCCGGGUGUGGUGAGGGAGAUGCCCCCAGCGUCCCUCCCCGGCUCUCCUCCCCCUGUCUCCCCCGCCCUCCCCCAGCCCCUGGCGCCAGGAGCCCACUCUGGCCUCCCCCAGUUUCUCCGUGGGGGAGACCCCUCGAUGUGGAGGCCAUGGUGAGGGUGGAGAAAAAGACACACACACACACACGCGCACACUGUCACACAUGCACACUCACGCAUACACUCUCACACGCUCUCACACAUGCACACUCACGCUCACACACACACUCAAAGCAUUGUAAGGAGAAGCUUGGCGUUGCACAAACUCUGCACAUCGUGUUCUGCAUUUUGAACGAGCACUAAACAAAACACAGGAAGUGCUCCUGCAGAGGCAACUUGCCAAGUGGAUCUACAGUUUCACUCAUGCUAAUGUAAAACCAAUAUGGUAUCCUGCAACUGGGAGAUUAUAGCGCCCCUGUCGGGUCAUAACUGAAAAAUAUUAUAUUUUUGUUGAAGUAAAUGCUUGAUUGUCCCUCUCACCUUUCAUGUUAAAGAAAGCAAUUACAUUUGUGUACAGUUUCAUAAAAUUAUUUGUUGGUGAUUUUUCUGUUAAUUCAUCUUACUUUAAAACGUAGGCUAUAUCACUGUUG
This is a messenger RNA of Osmerus eperlanus (European smelt), 1769 nucleotides long. It is a transcript of the gene her8a, whose product is annotated as hairy-related 8a. The coding region runs from base 485 to 1297 and encodes 270 amino acids. Lineage: Eukaryota; Metazoa; Chordata; Actinopteri; Osmeriformes; Osmeridae. Gene Ontology annotation, cellular component: nucleus. Gene Ontology annotation, molecular function: DNA-binding transcription factor activity, RNA polymerase II-specific; protein dimerization activity; RNA polymerase II cis-regulatory region sequence-specific DNA binding. The record is from RefSeq and is a predicted model, not a curated record. The transcript is spliced from 4 exons. Gene Ontology annotation, biological process: regulation of transcription by RNA polymerase II; anterior/posterior pattern specification; regulation of neurogenesis.